AUGCUUAUAAUUAAUUAAAUUUCCAUAAAUUGCAAUUCAAUAUUUUUUGAAAAAUAAUAAAAAAGAAUUUUUAAGCUCUUCACUUUAAUAGUUUUUAGAACUCCAUAUUAAUCUGUAAAAAAUAAAUAUUUGAUUUAUUUAUUUUAUUAUUAUUAAUCUUUUAUUAUAUUUAAUUUUCAUUUUAUUUACAAUAUAUAUUAUUUAUUUUUAUUUGAUAUUUUUCUUUAUAUUAUUUAUACUGCUAACAUUUUUUUUUUUCUUUAUUUGUUUUUUUGUUAAUUUAACUCAGUUUUUUAUUUUCAGCUAUUACUUUUAUUAAUUAAUUUCUUAUUAUUUCUUCACUUUUUCCUUCUAACUAACUAAUUAGCGUUAUAUUUUUUCUUCAAUAUUUAAAAAGGUGAAAUAAAAUUGAUCACUAAGGUGCAUCAGAUUUAAGUUCUGGAUUAGAAAAGUGCACUAAUCUCUAAAAUUUGGCACUUCGACUUUCGUAAAAAUAGUUUAUUUGUUUAGGAUUGUGAUAUUUUUGAAUAUAAAAGUGAAUCGAAAACAAAAAAACUAACUCUUUUAAUUAAUUUAUUUUUUAUCUUUUUAUUUUUUAUUCAGCAAUAUUUUUUUUAUUUCUUUCUUUGUUCUUUUAUUAAUUUAACUCAUUUUUUUAUUUUCAACUAUUGCUUUUAUUAUUAAUUAAUUUAUUAUUAUUUAAUAUUUUUUCUUCAAUAUUUAAUAAGUGAUAAUAAAAUUGGUGACUCAGGUGCAUCAAGCUUAGGUUCUAAUUUAGAAAAGUGUACUAAUGUCUCAAGUUUGACACUUCAACUUUCUAACUGUGGUAUUAGAGACUAAUGUGUAUCAUACUUAUGUUCUGGUUUAGGUUAGUGCACUAAUCUCUCAAAUUUGAAACUUGAUCUGAGGUAAAAACAGUUUAUUUUUUCAAUAAAAUUGGUGACUUAAAGUGUAUCAAGCUUUGGUUCUGAUUUAAGAAAGUGCACUAAUCUCUCAAGUAUGACUCUUUCCAAAGAUUUUAAUUUGAGAUAAUAAUUCAAAAUUAAGUGUCUUAAAUUAAAAAGAUUAGUGGUCAUAAAAAUACUAAAAUGA
Messenger RNA from Tetrahymena thermophila SB210, 1092 nucleotides. RefSeq names its product transmembrane protein, putative. The transcript has 6 exons. The record is from RefSeq and is a predicted model, not a curated record. NCBI's taxonomy places the organism in Eukaryota, Ciliophora, Oligohymenophorea, Hymenostomatida, Tetrahymenidae.